Molecule: messenger RNA, 3416 nt
Organism: Lactuca sativa (garden lettuce)
Lineage: Eukaryota; Viridiplantae; Streptophyta; Magnoliopsida; Asterales; Asteraceae
Gene: AHP2
Product: Tat-binding protein 1(Tbp-1)-interacting protein (TBPIP)
Biological process (GO): homologous chromosome pairing at meiosis; meiotic joint molecule formation; meiotic strand invasion involved in reciprocal meiotic recombination
Cellular component (GO): DNA recombinase auxiliary factor complex; condensed nuclear chromosome
Molecular function (GO): double-stranded DNA binding; recombinase activator activity
Source: RefSeq, a predicted model, not a curated record
CGCCUUCAUUUCCAUUUCGGAUGUGCUAUUUGAGGUGUCCUAGAAAACUUUCCCGCGCUAUUCCAUCUUCUUCGAUAAUCUAAACUGUAAACCCUACAUCGAUCCGAUGGCUCCCAAAUCCGAUAGUGCCGAAGGAAUCGUGCUUAACUUCGUCAACGAGCAAAAUAGACCACUGAACUCUCAAACUGUUGCUGAUUUCUUGCAAAAAUUCAACCUGAAAAAGACUGCAAUACAGAAAGCUCUUGACACUCUUGCUGAUAGUGGAAAAAUAACAUUUAAAGAAUAUGGAAAACAGAAAAUAUACCUUGCUAGACAAGAUCAGUUUCAGAUUCCAAACACUGAAGAACUUAAUCAAAUGAAGGAAGAAAAUUCCAAAUUACAACAAAUCUUGGAAGAACAAAAGAAAGCAAACAGUCAGCUUGAAGGAGAAAUAAAGUCUUUGCAGUCAAACUUAACACUGGAAGAGAUACUUUCCAAUGAUGCAAAACUAAGAAACCAGGUUAAGGAAAUGGAAGAAAGAUUGGCAAAAUUACGAGGAGGGGUAACUUUGGUGAGUCCAGAAGAACGAAAAGCUGUUGAGAAAACUUUCUCAGAAGCAAUAAGUCAUUGGAGAAAAAGAAAAAGAAUGUUUAAAGAUGUGUGGGAUACAAUUACUGAAAAUUCACCCAAAACCCCAAACGAAUUCAAGGAGGAACUUGGUGUUGAAUAUGAUGAAGAUAUUGGUGUGAGUUUGCAGACAUAUUCUACUUUAAUGCCACAUGGAAAGAAACGUCUGAGAGGCUAAGAUUCUAUCCAUUAUUGCAUGCUUAUGAGGUAAUCAGAUUUAUAAAUUAGUAGUUUUGUUAAUUGUUAUUUGUUAAUGAUUUUGACUUUUUGACAUUUAGUAUUAUAUAAAUAUAUAAAUGGUCCACAUUAUAAUUUGAAAAAAUCAGAAAAGAGCAAACAUUUUAUAUUAAAAGUUUGAAACCCCUUUUUCUUCAUUUUCAAUCUUGUAGUCCACUUGUUCCUACAUUGCAAUGGUGUAUGGACCAGGGACCAAAACUGCCAUUUUUUGAAAGCACAGGGACAUGAUCUAUUAACUUUUAAGAGAUUGAACCCUUUCAGAAACUAAUAGUGUGUCCCACUGCUAACACUAAUUCAAUUUUAAAGGGUAAAAAAUAGUAUUUUGAUAUGGACCAGGGACCAAAACUGUCAUUUUUUUGAAACCACAUGACAUGAUCACUGAUUCAAUUUUAAAGGGUGAAAUAGUCUUUUGAUAUGGACUAGGGGCCAAAACUGUAAAUUUUUUAAACCACAAAGACAUGAUCUAUCAACUUUUUUAAUGAUUGGACCAAACUUGCGAUUCUAAGCAAACCACAGGGACCAUUUCUGCAAAUUUUUGCUCCGUGUAUUGGAUUAAAUGACUCGGCUCAUGUAUUGAUUGCUUUGUCUUUCGAAGAUAAGAUCAAAAUGCAAAAUUAUGGUCAUAAUGGAAAGAGACCCGAUCAAAUGUCCUCGUCUUUUAUUGACUAUAAACAAACUAAUAAUCUAAUAUAUAUUUAAAUAUGAAAGAUAGAUUACGUACUUAAUUUCACUUUUGGUUUUGAAUUUAACGUUUAUAGUAUUGGAUUUGAGUAACUUGUUUUAUCGUCUUGAUGAAAAAUUAAAUAUUAUUAACCUAAUUAUAAUAGUAAAAAUGCAAUGUUGAAUAUUUUCUAAUUCAAGCUCUACAAAAUAUCCCGAUUUUCAACAUAAUACCAAAUUGUAAAAUUUCCUAUAUACAAAAGUCGAAUAGCUAAAAUACAAACUUUUAGAUACCAAAAAGCAUUUAAUUUAUUAAUUACCACCAUAAAUGAAAGAAACCUUAAAAAAACAAUAAGCUACUUCCACCGGUUAUUGCCUAUGCAAUCGUUUGAUCCCUGUAGAAUUUAGCUUAUUUUCUAAAUUUACUUGUUGUCCUUGUGAAGUAAUAUAAUCUUUAGCAGAAUGAAAUGAUUCAUUUUCGUCUGAAUUUGAAUCUGAACUAUCAGAAACAAAUGACUCUGAGCGAGCGAGUUCCACAACUGCUCUGGCGGCAAUUGCAGCAUAAGCCGCUGAUUCAAAUGCAUCUUGUGCUGCUUCUGCUGCAUCUUUAUAAUUUUUUGACUCAGAGAAAUUCAUUUUAUUUUCAAUUUUCUUUUUCUCCACCACUUUCUCCUGCAACCAUAGAUUCAAAUUUUAACAUUUUUUCUUAUGAAAUUUAUUUAUUUAAUUACCUUUCUCUACAAACCUUUCUUAUCUCGGGAGAAUAUAUAUCUAGUUGCAAAAUUAUACCAUUCUCUUUGGCAAUAUCCAUAAGUAUCUUCAUUCUGCAUUCCAAAGUCGAUUGUGCGGGUGACAGUUUUUGUAUCAUCUAAAACAAUAAAAUUAAACAUUCUUUAAUUAGUUAUUAAAUUAACAAAACCUUUGUAUUAUAAAAAAACACCACUAUCAUUUUUUUAUAUAUAAAAAUCUAACCAUUUGACUAACUCCACAGUUUCUUCGUAACUCGCUAGCACCCUCAGCAAAUUCUUUUCCAAAACGACUCGUUAAAAUCGCACGAAUCUCUUGAAGUUCUGGAAACUCCCCACAUCUUGGAGCCCCAUAUAAUAGAUUUGAUACUGCCUCUUCCAAUUCUUUUGGACAUUCACUAAAAAAAAACAAAACGUUUUAAAAGUAAGUAAAACAUCAUUCUUUUGUUCAUAAAAAGUGAGAAAAUAGAAAGAAAAAAAAAGCAACUUACUUGACUUGUUCUAUGAGGUUGAUCCUUUGUAUGAGGAGAUUGCAAUAGCCAUGUAUCAUGUCAUACACAUCCAACAUGUUUUGGUCCUUGAUCACUUGCUCAACCUAUCACAAUUACACCAUUACAUAAAAACUUUGAAACUUUUUGCCAUGAAAACCAUGUUUGUUAUAAUCAAAUAGAUGGAUAGAUGGACAGAUGGAUAAAUAGAUAAACAGACAGAUAGACAGAUAAAAUAUACCCGAAGGAGGGCUUGUUGGUGGUGGUUAAGGCGGAGGAGUUGGAUGACAUCGGAGUGGGCGAUGGUAAACCUUGCAAGGCGAUGCUUUUUGAGUUGUGAAAGGCGGGGGAUGGCAAGGUUUAGGGUGGUUUUAAGCUUUGAGGUUUUAAAUUUCCGGCCAAGUAGCGCAUCAAACUUUUUUCCCAUAGCUCUCUUUUGUUUUUCUUUUCUUAGUGUUUUGGGAAGAAAACUAUGCACAAGUUGGAAGUAUGAAGAAGAUGCUAAAUAAACAAAGUAGGUGAGGGGUCAAAGACAAUCAACAAAAAACCAACUUGACGCUUUCAAUUAUGACCAUGAAAUAGAUCUAUGGGGACUUGUUUAAAUGUUAUCUUUAGGUUUUAACAUUUGUACAAUAAAACCCAUCUUUUAUUUAAAAAUAACAUUUUAAAUCUUAAUUCA